AUGAACGCUGAUUUUUGUUUGUUUGUUUCUUACCUAGAUCCUGAGAAGCCAUUCGAAGGGACAGAUCGUGAUUUCAAGUAUGAGGAGCUUCUGAGCCGAGUCUUUCAUUUUCUUCGUGAAAGCAAUCCGGAGCUUGCCGGAGAAAAAAGGAAAACAAUAUUGAAGAUACCAGAAGUUCUCCGCGAAGGAACAAAGAAAACAGUGUUUGUGAAUCUUGUGGAUAUUUGCAAAAUGAUGCGUAGGCAGCCGGAACAUGUUAUGACCUUCUUGCUUGCUGAACUGGGUACUAGUGGAUCGCUUGAUGGGCAGCAAAGAUUGGUGGUCAAGGGUAGAUUUGCACCCAAAAGCUUUCAAGGGAUUCUUCGUGUUGGUGCACUUGUGUCUGUACUUUGUCUGUGUUCGGCCUGUAUGAAAACGAUGUCCUAA
This is a messenger RNA of Helianthus annuus (common sunflower), 426 nucleotides long. Its product is annotated as eukaryotic translation initiation factor 2 subunit beta-like. Bases 1 to 426 code for a protein of 141 amino acids. The transcript is spliced from 3 exons. Gene Ontology annotation, molecular function: mRNA binding; translation initiation factor activity; translation initiation factor binding. Gene Ontology annotation, cellular component: eukaryotic translation initiation factor 2 complex. NCBI's taxonomy places the organism in Eukaryota, Viridiplantae, Streptophyta, Magnoliopsida, Asterales, Asteraceae. The record is from RefSeq and is a predicted model, not a curated record. Gene Ontology annotation, biological process: formation of cytoplasmic translation initiation complex; translational initiation; formation of translation preinitiation complex.